AUGGUGAAUUCUGCUGGGCUUAUAGACGGUGUUUCGAAAGUAUUAACAACCGAUGGCCCUAGUGGCGAUGGGUACAAAGUCAUAGAACAACCUUUGGGCACUCGGCGGCCUUUACGUAUCGUCGCGGUCGGCGCUGGAGCAAGUGGAUUGAACUUAGCCCGCCACGUUGAGUUGCAUAUGGAAAACGUCGAGCUGAUCAUAUAUGAAAAGAACGAAGACGUCGGAGGUACAUGGUUUGAAAACAGAUACCCGGGAUGUGCAUGCGAUAUUCCUUCGCACAAUUACCAAUUCGCGUGGGAGCCGAACCCAGACUGGACCAGCUUCUAUUCUCCGUGGUCAGAGAUACUACAAUAUUUCAGAGACAUCGCCAAGAAAUACGAACUGUAUAGGUUUAUACAGUUCAAACAGCAGGUCACCUCAGCGACCUGGUCUGAGGAUGAGGGAAUAUGGUCCCUAACGAUCAAUAGCCUCGAAACACAAGAAGAGACGUCCGAUUGGUGUCAUAUUCUAGUCAACGCUACGGGUGUAUUAAAUAACUGGAAGUGGCCCGACGUCCCGGGCCUGCACUCGUUCAAGGGUACUCUCAUGCACAGUGCUGCCUGGGACGAGAACUACGAUGUCACGGGGAAGAAGGUAGCUGUGCUGGGCUGUGGAUCAUCUGGAGUUCAGAUUGUCCCAACAAUUCAACCGCGUAGAACUCCUACAUGGAUCACGGCGGGGUUUGCUCAAAACCACGCCGGGCCAGGCGGGGCGAACUUUGAUUUCUCGCGUGAGCAGAAGGACGAGUUCCGACGAAACCCCCGAAAGUACCUAGACUACAGGAAACAGAUCGAAGGAGAGCUCAAUACCAGGUUUAGAUUUGUCAUUACCGAGAGCGAAGAACAAAAAGAGGCCAAGCAGUAUUCGAUCAAUGACAUGAAGGCCAAGAUCAAAAACGAAAGCCUGAGCAAGCACCUUAUUCCCGAAUUCGCAGUGGGUUGUCGACGACCUACGCCGGGAAAUGGAUAUCUCGAGGCUCUGUCCAAGGAAAACGUCCGGGUCGUGACAGACCCUAUCACGGAGAUCGUGCCACAAGGCAUCAAGACUUCCACAAAUGAGGUGAUCGAGAUCGACACAUUCAUUUGUGCCACCGGAUUCGACAUCUCUUUUACUCCACGCUUCAAAACCACAGGCCGCAAUAACAUCAUCCUCUCAGAACAAUGGAACGGUAGGCCAGAGGCAUAUCUGUCUCUUGGCGUGGAGAAUUUCCCCAAUUAUUUCAUGUAUCUAGGGCCCAACUGUCCGAUAGGACACGGCUCCGUACUUCCAAUCAUCGAACAUGCCACCAAAUACUUCAUUAACCUUUUCAAGAAGAUCCAGACGCAAAACAUCAAGGCGGUGGUGCCUAAGUCGGCUGCGGUGCGAGACUUCUAUGAGCAGACAGAUAAGUUUAUGGAACGAACUGCAUGGACAACGCCCUGUCGAAGCUGGUUUAAGAAUGGAAAGGUUGACGGUCCGAUUAUUGCCUUGCACCCAGGAAGCAGGAUUCACUGGUUCCACAUGCUUGAGGAGAUCAGAUACGAGGACUGGGAGUAUACGUAUCUCACACGCAAUCGGUUCCAGUAUCUCGGAAAUGGGUUUUCGACGCAUGAGGCGCCUGGCUUGGACACGACUUUCUACUUUGACCACCCGGAGAGUGGCUACAAGGAUUACUGA
Messenger RNA from Exophiala bonariae, 1695 nucleotides. RefSeq lists its product as uncharacterized. NCBI's taxonomy places the organism in Eukaryota, Fungi, Ascomycota, Eurotiomycetes, Chaetothyriales, Herpotrichiellaceae. The record is from RefSeq and is a predicted model, not a curated record. Gene Ontology annotation, molecular function: flavin adenine dinucleotide binding; NADP binding; N,N-dimethylaniline monooxygenase activity. The coding region runs from base 1 to 1695 and encodes 564 amino acids. The transcript has 8 exons.